AACGCGUCACGUGGGAGAGGAGGAAAUGCAUUUGAACUUUCACUUUAGCGACUACACACCCAUCACUAACAUACAGCGGCAACAGUUUGAGAAUUAUUGGCCUAAAUGCGGUGAUGAGUUUAUAGAGUUCAGCGAACAAACAGCUAACAUUUUGGGCGCCAUUUGAACUGCACUCGAGGACGCUUGUGUACAUGGCCAGUGAAUCCUGGCUGGAGUCUUCCCUGCGCCGUUCAUCUAAACUCGGGCAGGAGGUGUUGGAAAAGGCAAAAAGACGGUCUGUUAGCUGCUCAAGUGCAAGACCAAGACCUUCACCCAUGUUCAAUCACUAUGAGAGUGACUCAGAAAGAGACGUUUCCCAUUCAAACUUGGACCAUGCUUUUGCUACAAUAGUGGAGUACAUGUCUGAGACUACAAGACAGUGCCAGAAGUUUUAUAAGACUGUGCACCUGGCUCAGCCCAGUGAGCGAGAACACAUCUGUCGCUACCAUUCACAGCAGAUGUUGAGGACUGCAGCCAUCAAACGAGACAUUGGUUCAUCAGAACCAGAGGAUUUUCUUAUCGAAGUGUCUCCAGGAACCUAUUCCAUCACAGCAGCAAUGCAAGACACAAGACCAGAGACGAAAACUGUCCACAUCGACGCAGGAGAAAGCAUAAGCCUUACAUUCAACCUCUGAACUUGAACCUGUAUAUGAGUGAAAUUCAAUGCCUUAAUUGAGGACUUGCACUGAAAUAUUAAAUGCACUGACUCUUCUUGAUUUAUCUUUGUGUGUUCAUAAGUGUUAUUGUUUAAUACUCAGGAAUAUUUAUUUUGGCUAUUCAUUUUUAUAGUAAUCAUGAAUUUAUAAUGAGGCAUAAAAGCCAUAAUGAGAUUUUACAGCAAGACAAAAAUGUACAUGUAAUUUCACUUUAUUUAUACCUCUUACAGACGUUUCAUUUUAAUAAAGUUUUGCAUGAUUUUACACAA
Ctenopharyngodon idella (grass carp) is the source of this 964-nucleotide messenger RNA. RefSeq names its product A kinase (PRKA) interacting protein 1 (gene akip1). The transcript has 5 exons. The record is from RefSeq and is a predicted model, not a curated record. Gene Ontology annotation, cellular component: nucleoplasm. The coding region runs from base 192 to 674 and encodes 160 amino acids. NCBI's taxonomy places the organism in Eukaryota, Metazoa, Chordata, Actinopteri, Cypriniformes, Xenocyprididae. Gene Ontology annotation, biological process: regulation of non-canonical NF-kappaB signal transduction.